Hibiscus syriacus is the source of this 1020-nucleotide messenger RNA. RefSeq names its product malate dehydrogenase, cytoplasmic-like. Gene Ontology annotation, molecular function: L-malate dehydrogenase (NAD+) activity. The record is from RefSeq and is a predicted model, not a curated record. Bases 1 to 1002 code for a protein of 333 amino acids. Gene Ontology annotation, biological process: tricarboxylic acid cycle; oxaloacetate metabolic process; malate metabolic process. The transcript has 7 exons. NCBI's taxonomy places the organism in Eukaryota, Viridiplantae, Streptophyta, Magnoliopsida, Malvales, Malvaceae.
AUGGCCAAAGACCCAGUUAGAGUUUUAGUAACUGGUGCCGCUGGGCAAAUUGGGUAUGCUCUUGUUCCUAUGAUUGCGAGGGGGGCAAUGUUAGGCCCUGAUCAGCCUAUAAUUCUUCACAUGCUUGAUAUCGAGCCAGCAGCAGAGGCCUUGAAUGGAGUCAGAAUGGAACUAGUCGAUGCUGCCUUUCCUCUUCUAGGGGAUGUUGUUGCCACCACCGAUGUCACCGUGGCGUGUAAAAGUGUGAAUGUAGCAGUGAUGGUGGGUGGAUUCCCACGGAAGGAAGGUAUGGAAAGGAAGGAUGUGAUGUCGAAAAACGUAUCAAUCUACAAGGCUCAAGCUUCAGCUUUGGAGAAGCAAGCUGCUCCAGACUGCAAGGUACUAGUAGUUGCCAAUCCAGCAAACACAAAUGCACUUAUCUUGAAAGAAUUUGCACCUUCGAUCCCAGAGAAAAACAUCACUUGCCUUACCCGUCUUGAUCAUAACAGAGCACUAGGCCAACUCUCGGAGAGGCUAAAGAUUCAUGUGGGUGAGGUGAAGAACGUAAUCAUAUGGGGCAAUCACUCCUCAACUCAAUACCCAGAUGCGAAUCAUGCAACUGUCACAACCGCCAAUGGUGAAGAGAAGCCUGUCAGAAGUGUUGUAGCAGAUGAAAAUUGGUUGAACACCGAGUUCAUUACCACGGUGCAGCAGCGUGGUGCAGCCAUUAUCAAAGCUCGAAAGCUAUCGAGUGCAUUAUCUGCAGCAAGUGCUGCUUGUGAUCAUAUUCGUGAUUGGGUUCUUGGGACUCCUAAGGGAACAUGGGUAUCCAUGGGAGUGCAUUCGGAUGGAUCUUACGGAAUUCAGGCUGGAAUUAUUUACUCUUACCCAGUCACAUGUGAUAAAGGACAAUGGUCAAUUGUUCAGGGGCUGAAGGUAGACGAUUUCUCAAGAGAAAAGAUGGAUGCAACAGCGAAAGAGCUUGUGGAGGAGAAAACGCUGGCUUAUUCCUGUCUUAACUGAUGAAGAAGAAGAAGAAGU